AUGUUGUUUCAAUCCGCUGUACUUCUCACCUUUGCUGGUCUUGCUCUCGCUCGCAAAGACCAGACAGGAUGGGAGACAAAGUAUACAGCAACUGGAACAGCUGAGGUCGCCGCCGCCGCAGCAACAGCCAAAACCAGCAGUCCUACUUCCAAAGUAAAGGGUAAAGCAUUUGAUCGCAUUGCUAUCAUUUACUUUGAAAAUGAAAACUACGAAAAGGCAUUUGGCGACCCCAACUUCUCUUGGUUCAGAUCAAAGGGAAUCACCCUCUCCAACUACUUCGCAGUAACCCACCCCUCAGAGCCAAACUACAUGGCCGCCAUAGCCGGCGACUACUUCGGCAUGCAAAACGACGCCUUCAACCGCAACCCACGCAACAUCUCCACUGUAAUCGACCUUCUCGAACACCGCGGUAUUUCGUGGGGUUUGUACCAAGAAGAUCAGCCCUAUACCGGCUUCGAAGGUUUCGCUUGGGUGAACCACAAAAAUGGCAAGAAUGAUUACGUCAGGAAACAUAACCCUGCUGUUCUGCAUGAUAGCGUGGCCACUUCUGAACAGCGUCUUUCGCAGAUCAAGAAUCUGUCUAUGAUUGACACUGAGAAGUCGAUGUUUCAUAAGGAUCUCAGGGAAGGAAAGUUACCUCAGUGGAUGUUCAUUACUCCUAACAUGACAUCUGAUGGACAUGAUACGAGUGUUACCGUCGCUGGCAACUGGGCGCGUUCGUUCCUUGAGCCGUUGAUGGAAGACAAGCGAUUCAUGGACAACACGCUCGUUCUUAUCACAUGGGACGAAAACGAAUCUUACGCACGCCAAAACCAUAUCCUCGGUGUUCUGGUAGGCGACGCAGUACCAAAGCAUCUCAUCGGCACAACAGACUCCAACUUCUACAACCACUACUCCGAGCUCUCCACAGUCCAAGCAAACUGGGACCUCGACACCCUCGGCCGCUGGGACGUCGGCGCAAACGUCUUCGACCUCGUCGCUAAGAAGACAGGUGAUAAGAUCAGAAGAUGGAAGACUCACGCGUUGGAUAAGUAUUUCUGGAAUGUUUCUUAUGCUGGGCCGUUUAAUACUGCUGGUGGAAACAAGAGGUAUGCUGCGCCGAACUUGGAUCUGGAGAAGACCUUUUCUGGGAGAAAGGUUUUUGAGGGUGUUAAGAAGGAAUGGAAGGGAAGUGAUGCACCCAGUUAUUACAAGGAUGUCAUUGAGGUUGAUGAUGGGUUGAACCCUCCUAAGGGCUAUGAGCCUGUCAAGAAGUAG
Messenger RNA from Fusarium coffeatum, 1257 nucleotides. RefSeq lists its product as uncharacterized. Gene Ontology annotation, biological process: phospholipid catabolic process. The transcript is spliced from 2 exons. The record is from RefSeq and is a predicted model, not a curated record. Lineage: Eukaryota; Fungi; Ascomycota; Sordariomycetes; Hypocreales; Nectriaceae. Gene Ontology annotation, molecular function: hydrolase activity, acting on ester bonds. The coding region runs from base 1 to 1257 and encodes 418 amino acids.